ACCAGCAUUUUAGCUAGCUUUGCUAAUUCCUCUUACUAAAUAUAGUAGUUUCUUUGAUCGAAGUGUUCAUGGCUUUCGUCCUUCGAAACAUGUUCUCUCUUUUAACUUUUGUAGCCACAUUUUCUCUGUUAUUCAACUCCUGUUACUGCUUCUACCCUAAGCUCCUUAAUGCUUCCUUGGCAGCAACUGAGUCUGAUUGGUCCCCAGCCGGAGCAACGUGGUAUGGCAGCCCCACAGGGGCUGGAAGUGAUGGUGGAGCUUGUGGGUAUGGGGCUGCUGUGGAGCAAGCCCCAUUUUCUGCAAUGGUGUCGGCUGGAGGUCCUUCCAUAUUCAAAUCUGGCAAAGGAUGUGGAGCCUGUUAUGAGGUCAAGUGCACAACAAAUUCAGCGUGCUCGGAAAAUCCUGUGAGUGUAGUUAUCACCGAUGAAUGCCCUGGCUGUGUCUCGGAGUCCGUUCAUUUUGAUUUAAGUGGUACUGCUUUUGGUGCCAUGGCAAAGUCUGGCCAGGGUGAACAACUCCGUAACGCUGGAGUCUUGCAGAUUCAAUAUAGAAAAGUGAAAUGUAACUACCCCGGAAAGACCAUUGCCUUUCACGUUGAUGCCGGCUCGAACCCUAACUAUUUCGCCACCUUAGUUGAAUAUGAAAAUGGAGAUGGUGACCUUGGUUCUGUUGACCUCAAACAGGCGCUUGACUCUGACUCCUGGGUUCCCAUGCAACAAUCCUGGGGUGCAGUUUGGAAACUCGACUCCGGCUCGAGGUUGCGGGCUCCGUUCUCCAUCAGGCUAACAUCACUUGACUCUCGCCAGACCCUCGUGGCAACCGGUGUCAUUCCUGCUGGUUGGGAACCCGGACAAACCUAUAGAUCAGUCGUUAAUUUUAAUGGCUAAGGCCCGCCCCUCUAUCUAUACGCUUGUAUUCCUCGUUUAGUACUCUACUGUUGGCGAGUUUUUAGUCAACGUGAAGAUAUUCUUCCAUGUCUUAAUUGCUUGAUUAUGUAUGCGAAUGGGAGAAUUAUUAAUAAAAUAUAGUUGAUAGCCUUGUUUGACUAGCUA
Molecule: messenger RNA, 1052 nt
Organism: Theobroma umbraticum
Lineage: Eukaryota; Viridiplantae; Streptophyta; Magnoliopsida; Malvales; Malvaceae
Product: putative expansin-B2
Biological process (GO): sexual reproduction
Cellular component (GO): extracellular region
Source: RefSeq, a predicted model, not a curated record